UCGUGCGAGGACCACUUUCGGUGUAUCGGUAAAAACGGUCUUUUUGUGAGAAAAAUUGCAAAAAAAUAAAUUUGUGCGAAAAAAAAGUUUUGAAAUAGAAAUCUCUCAACCAUAAAAUGAAUAAAAUUUAAUAAAGUGUGAAAAUAUUAAAAAAAGGAAAUACAAAUUCUGUGAAAUUUCAAUGUGAAGAACAUGCGAGUUUCAUGCGUAUUUAGAGCAAAACGUAGAACACGUAAAUUGCUUGAAUGAAACGCAUUGAACAUUGAAUAAUAUAUUCAGUUUGUGCGAGCAAAAAUAAAAAAAUAAGUGCAGAUUUUUUGCAUAAAUAAUAAAAGUAGCAGUAAUAAUAAUAAUAAACAAAUACAACAGAGGAAUAACAAACACAAUAAAAACGAACGGAAAGGGAACUUGGUCUCCAAAGCAUAAAAGGAGGCACCAAACUACCCUUUUUAGUCUCAUAUCAAAUGAAUAAAUAAUGAAAUUGUGAAAGAAAGUCGUGUGUGAGCAUUUUUCGGCAUUACGGAAGGCAGCAAAAAAGCACACCGAAAAAUUCAUCUAACGAAAGGGAAACAAAAAAAAUAUAUAUAUUAAACGAACCUUGUGUGAUGCUAUAAUAAUAUAACUCAUACAUGUUUGAUACAAUAAGAAAAUUCUUUGCAGAAAAAAAUAUCAGACAAAAUAUAAACAAGGAAAAAGAUAUACCACCAACCAAAGAGGAAACAAUAAAAUAAAGCAUGCUUCUGUGAAUUUUUUUUUGCACAGACAUAAAGUAUAUAAAUUUUGCCAUUGUUGAUACAUUUAUAUCGCUCUCCCUCACUAUUUUUCCCAUGUUUGCUGAUGCCAACAAAAGUGUCACUACAAAUAGUCGAGCAUUCUAGCUGAAUACCAAAUUAUUUGUAAAUAAAAUAAAAGGAACUGGACGCAGAAAAAGGACACGCAAAAUUACAUUAAUAUUAUAAAUUACGUUUGAAUGAUAGGAAAACAAAAUAUGAUAGUGACUUGCAAAGAAUUUAUUAUUUAAUAAUAAUAGAAUAAAAUUUUACGAAAAUAAUAAUAUGAAAAUAAAAAAAUAUUUUUAAAAAUUAGUGUCAUUUCAUAGAGCAUAUGAAAUAUAAAAAAUAUAAAAAAGUGAGACGGAUUAAAAGAUUAUUUUAAACAAUUGUGAUGAAAGCUUAAAAAAGGAUUUUGACAGUAAAAAAGUUUAUGACAUAACUGGGAAAACCUCAACACAUAAUUGAAAAAAGCAUCAGCCUAAAGGUGCAUUGGAAGUUUUACCGAAAUGAAACUAUUGAAUAAUAAACAAACAUAAGUCAAAACCGAUUGAGAAACAAUAAACUCUCCAAGUGAACGAGUUGUUAAUAGAGAUAUUAAAAGAAUAAUUCCAGUCUUACAGAACAAAAAUAAAAUAAAUAUAACGUUACCAUUAAAAUCAAAAUACCACUAUAGUGUAAUGUAAAAGUAAUCGGAUUCGAUAAAUAAUAAAUAAAUAGAAAAUAAUAGGUAUAUCAUCAUAUCCGCCUUCGAAAAUAUCGAAAACAUCUUCAAGGAAAAGUAGAAGGAGGAUUUAAAUCAUCACAAAAAUCGUUUUAAAUGAAAUAAAUCAUCGAAUUACCAAUCAAAAUCAUCAUCAUGUUGGAAUUACGAAUAAUUAUCUUGUGUUUACCAUCAAUCCUACUGGCAACAACACUCGAACCAGAACACAUCAAGCCAGCGUCUCUCAUUGGCAACAAUGCACCAGACCUAGAAUGGAAGAGUUCCGUGCUCGACAAAGGCAAGGUCGGACCAACGCAAAAAAUUGAAAAUAAUCACAUUGAAGGCACAGACAAUCCGCAGUUCGAGGAAAGUGAGUUAAUGGCUCAUAACGCGACCGUUCAACUAGGUGGCACUGCGUUCCUCGUGUGCAAAGUUGCAGGAAUAGACAGGAAUCAAAUCACCUGGAUUCGUCGACGAGACUGGCACAUCUUAUCAUCCGGUGACCAAAUGUACACGAACGACGAGCGAUUCGGAAUUUUGCAUACGCCAGGCACAAACACCUGGACACUGCAAAUAAAAUUCGUGCAACGCAGGGAUCAUGGCAUGUACGAGUGUCAAGUGGCUACAUCCACUGGUGCAAUCUCGCACUUUGUAAAUUUACAAGUUGUCGUUCCUGAGGCAUUUAUCUUGGGCUCAGGCGAAUUACACGUUGAUAUGGGAUCAACAAUCAAUUUAGUUUGCAUCAUUGAAAAGAGUCCAACACCACCCCAAUACGUGUUCUGGCAACGAAACGAUCGCAUGAUCAACUACGAUGAAACAAGGAGUGAUAUUUCCAUAGAGACUACUCCGGGUCCCCGUACACAAAGUAGACUAGUUAUAAGAGAGCCACAGACAACAGACAGUGGGAAUUACACGUGUUCUGCCAGCAACACGGAGCCAGCUAGCAUAUACGUGUUUGUUUCGAAAGGUGACAACAUGGCAGCAAUAUCAAGAAGAAAAACAUCGUCAGCUAGCAGAAUCCUUUCAACGAUAUUUCAUAGCAGUCUGUGUUACCCUAGUGUAGUGCUAAUUUUAUUAACGUCAAGACAAUUCCUGUUCACCUAGAGCUUGCAGCAAAUACGAUUCUUCGCAACAAAAUUAUUAAUAAUGAUUAUAUUCAUACUGUAAUAAGGUCUAAUUAAAUUGUAUAAGGAACAAACCAUUAUAUAAACUAGCUGUAGAAUAACUUCUAUAAACGGAAGAAAACCAAAA
Molecule: messenger RNA, 2724 nt
Organism: Culicoides brevitarsis
Lineage: Eukaryota; Metazoa; Arthropoda; Insecta; Diptera; Ceratopogonidae
Product: hemicentin-2-like
Exons: 10
Coding region: 1630-2577 (315 amino acids)
Biological process (GO): synapse organization
Cellular component (GO): neuron projection membrane
Source: RefSeq, a predicted model, not a curated record